CGUGCGUGCGCUGUGUGUGUGUGUUGGCUGAGUGGCUGAGUGGCAGCCUGCAGACCGCCCUGAUCAGUCUGGGUGAGACAUAACAACCAGAAGAAGAAAGGAGGCAUGGAGACAGAUGACUUCAGAGCCUGUCUGAUCUCCAUGGGCUAUGAUCUGGGAGAGUCUGAGUUUGCCCGCAUCAUGUCUCUAGUGGAUCCCAACGGGUCCAACAAGGUGACCUUCCAGUCCUUCGUUGACUUCAUGACUAGAGAGACGUCCGACUCAGACACCUCAGAGCAGGUCCUCGCCUCCUUCAAGAUCCUGGCUGCUGAUAAGCCCUUCAUCCUGCUGGAGGAGCUGCGUAGAGAGCUGCCCCCAGAGCAGGCAGAGUACUGCAUCGCCAGGAUGCCCCUCUACAAUGGGCCUGAUGGGGUCCCAGGGGCCCUGGACUACACUGUCUUCUCCACUGCCCUCUACGGGGAGAGCGACCUCUAGCUUCACACUCCAGAAAUGCACCCUGACCUCGUAUCAGUCUCGCCCCAUUUUUGUUCCACACAUUUACAUCUAAAUUGAUUCAUAUUUUGACCGGUACUAAAAGGUAGUUAUGUUUGAGAAAUACAAACGCAUUUUAAAGCCGUUUCAUGAGUGUAUGAUUUCUAAAGAGUAGGGAGAAAUAUUUAUUUCAAAGGACUGAGCAGGAUUCAUUCACUAGAUUUAAAAAAAAUGAUGACUCAGUAAAUGUGAAAUUACAUGUGAUUCACAUAAAAGUAACUUACACAUAAAAAGUAACUUGCACAUAAAAGUAACUUACACAUUAAAAGUAACUUACACAUAAAAAGUAACUUGCACAUAAAAAGUAACUUACACAUAAAAAGUUACUUGCACAUAAAAGUAACUUACACAUAAAAAGUAACUUGCACAUAAAAGUAACUUACACAUUAAAAGUAACUUACACAUAAAAAGUAACUUGCACAUAAAAAGUAACUUACACAUAAAAAGUUACUUGCACAUAAAAGUAACUUACACAUUAAAAGUAACGUGCACAUAAAAGUAACUUACACAUUAAAAGUAACUUGCACAUAAAAGUAACUUACACAUAAAAAGUAACUUGCACAUAAAAGUAACUUACACAUAAAAAGUAACUUGCACAUAAAAGUAACUUACACAUUAAAAGUAACUUGCACAUAAAAGUAACUUACACAUAAAAAGUAACUUGCACAUAAAAGUAACUUACACAUUAAAAGUAACUUGCACAUAAAAAGUCACUUACACAUUAAAAGUAACUUGCACAUAAAAAGUAACUUACACAUAAAAAGUAACUUACACAUUAAAAGUAACUUGCACAUAAAAAGUAACUUACACAUAAAAAGUAACUUGCACAUUAAAAGUAACUUACACAUUAAAAGUAACUUACACAAGAAGCGCUACUAAGUUAUUUGCUAGUCACCGUUGGAGACCUAAAGAUACGGAGUGAUGAGAAGCUUGUAUUGUAACAGUGUUUGCACUCUUCUACAUUAUUACAUAAAAAACAGGGGACGGUUUUGCCUCAUCUGUUCAGUGCCUAAAAUGAAUGGAAAAGGACCCAGUAUGCUAGUCUGGUCCCUGAUCUGAUCCCACAGCCUGGUCCUAGAUCUGAUCCCACAGCCUGGUCCCAGAUCUGAUCUCACCUAGCCUGGUUCGAGAUCUGAUCCCCCUAGCCUGGUCCCAGAUCUGAUCCCACAGCCUGGUCCCAGAUCUGAUCUCACCUAGCCUGGUUCGAGAUCUGAUCCCACUAGCCUGGUCCCAGAUCUGAUCCCACAGCCUGGUUCCAGAUCUUAUCUCGCCAGCCUGACCCCCAGAUCUGAUCUCUCUAGCCUGGUCCCAGAUCUGAUCUCACUAGCCUGGUCCCAGAUCUGAUCAAGCCAGCCUGGCCCCCAGAUCUGUUUGUGCUCUAAUCCAUCCAGGCUACAUUAUAAUCCACCAAGGCUACAUUAUAAUCCACCCAGGCUACAUUAUAAUUCACCCAGGCUACAUUAUACUUCACCCAGGCUACAUUAUAAUUCACCCAGGCUACAUUAUAAUCCACCCAGGCUACAUUAUAAUCCACCCAGGCUACAUUAUAAUCCACCCAGGCUACAUUAUAAUCCACCCAGGCUACAUUAUAAUCCACCCAGGCUACAUUAUAAUCCACCCAGGCUACAUUAUAAUCCACCCAGGCUACAUUAUAAUCCACCCAGGCUACAUUAUAAUCCACCCAGGCUACCAGUAUGUCAGAACUGCAGUGCUGUUUAUUGUCAAAACGAGUGAAAACUUGUGUUUCAUGAUUGGAGUCGAGUUUCCCCUAAAGGCUCAUGUUGAGUCAGUCUAGCAUUUCUCCCAUUAAUGUUCAGGGUUAAGCUUGGGGGAGGAGAAGCUGAUCCUAGGUCUGUACCGAGGGGAAACUUUAACCCCCAGAGACUCAUGAUUGGACAGUAACUAGGCUGUGUUUGAUGCCAGAAACAAAAUAAUGUAACUGUAAAAUAACAAACUGUUUGUCUGGGUAAAACUACAAUCUUAGUCUCCUCAAGAACGCUGAUGUGGAAUCUGAAGGUAUGAAGAGUUUCUAGUGUAAGACGAAGGAGCAGAAAAUAAACUCAGUGAUUAAAACGU
Salvelinus namaycush (lake trout) is the source of this 2607-nucleotide messenger RNA. Its product is annotated as alpha-actinin-2. The coding region runs from base 106 to 474 and encodes 122 amino acids. Lineage: Eukaryota; Metazoa; Chordata; Actinopteri; Salmoniformes; Salmonidae. The transcript has 4 exons. Gene Ontology annotation, molecular function: calcium ion binding. The record is from RefSeq and is a predicted model, not a curated record.